Oncorhynchus mykiss (rainbow trout) is the source of this 2497-nucleotide messenger RNA. The record is from RefSeq and is a predicted model, not a curated record. NCBI's taxonomy places the organism in Eukaryota, Metazoa, Chordata, Actinopteri, Salmoniformes, Salmonidae.
GCUAUCUAUAAAUGAACGGGGCUCUACUGGAUAUCCUCCUGCACUCGCAACGGCAAUUUUGGAACAUCCCAUCUUCAUGUCACUUCGGCUCACUUGACGAAUCGAAGAGGUCGGGCUGCGUUUGAGAACAAGCGAUUUAAUAGGUUAUUAGAUGAAAUAUAAAAGAAAAUUCGAAACAAGCAAGCUAUCAAAUCAACGAAUAACCGUCCGUAACCUAUCACUGUUGUUUAGAAGAGAAAAUUAAAUCUCCUGACUCCAACGUAUUCCACGGCCUCUCUCUCUGUCACUCUCUCUCAAGCCUGCAGUCAUGACCGAGAACAUUCGUAUCAACAAUCCCAAUGUGAAGUACACAGAUACACACAUUGAGGCUCAGUACUGCUACCAUACUACUGCUGUACGCAGGGACGGAGACACACUCACAGUGACCCCGUCCGUUAGUGAGCUUGAGUUCCGUACUGAGCGACAUGUCCCCAGGCUGGGGGUGAUGCUAGUUGGCUGGGGAGGAAACAAUGGGACCACCGUCACCGCUGCUGUACUGGCCAACAGACUGGGACUCACCUGGAGAACCAAAACUGGAGAACAGAAAGCCAACUACUACGGUUCCCUCUUCCAGUCCUCAACUGUGUGUUUAGGUGCGGGGCCAGAUGGAAAGGAAGUUAACAUUCCGUUCCGUGACCUCCUACCCAUGAUGCACCCUAAUGAUAUCGUCUUUGAUGAGAGAGUGUGUGUGUCAGGCUGGGACAUCUCAUCCAUGGAUCUGGGCAGUGCGAUGGAGAGAGCCGAGGUCCUUGAUUGGUCCCUCCAGGAGAAGCUCCGCCCACACAUGAGCCACCUCCGACCCCGGGCCUCCAUCUAUAUCCCAGAAUUCAUAGCUGCCAACCAGGCGGGCCGAGCAGACAACGUUCUGAAAGGGACCAUGGCUGAACAGGUGGAGCAGAUCAGAGCAGACAUUCAGGACUUCCGGCAUUCAAGCGGCGUGGACAAGGUCAUCGUUUUGUGGACGGCCAACACCGAACGUUUCUGUGACCUCACAGCCGGGGUCAACGACACGGCCAAGAAUCUCCUGGCUGCCAUACAGUCAGGUGGGGAGGUGUCUCCCUCUACUUUGUUUGCUGUGGCCAGUAUCCUGGAGGGCUGUGCCUACAUUAACGGUUCUCCCCAGAACACGUUUGUCCCUGGGGCGAUAGAGCUGGCUGUGGAGAGAAAUGUGUUCAUAGCAGGAGAUGACUUCAAGUCUGGUCAGACAAAGAUCAAGUCAGUCCUGGUCGACUUCCUCAUCAGUGCUGGGAUCAAGCCCACCUCCAUUGUCAGCUACAAUCACCUUGGCAACAACGAUGGUAUGAACCUCUCAGCACCGCAGCAGUUCCGCUCCAAGGAGAUCUCCAAGAGCAAUGUGGUGGAUGACAUGGUCAACUCCAACCCUAUACUGUACCACAAUGGGGAGAAACCUGACCACUGUGUGGUGAUUAAGUAUGUGCCGUAUGUGGGGGACAGUAAGAGGGCGAUGGAUGAAUACACCUCUGAGAUCAUGAUGGGAGGAACCAACACUAUCGCAAUGCACAACACCUGUGAGGACUCUCUGCUAGCCAGUCCUAUCAUCCUGGACCUGGUCCUCCUCACAGAGUUGUGUCAGCGUGUAUGUGUUCGGCCCCAAGGAUCAGAGACCUUCCAGUCCUUCCACAGUGUCCUGGCUAUCCUCUCCUUCAUGUGUAAAGCUCCCCUCGUCCCCCCUGGGGCCCCGCUGGUCAAUGCCUACUUCAGACAGAGAGCCUGCAUUGAGAACAUCAUGAGAGCGUGCCUUGGUCUCCCCCCUCAGAACCACAUGCACCUGGAGCACAAGCUGCAGAGGGGCUUCCUGCCUCGCCACGACAACCGUAUCUACGACAAUGUGGCUACCAAGAGGGUCCUAAGCAACGGUUACCACGCCUCCCAACAGAAUGGUGUCUGCGCACACGUGGUGAAAGAGGCAACGAUUGGAUAAUGGCUGCAGAUUAGGUCUCUGUCAUCACAGGGAAGAUUCUAGAAGUGUCCACAGCCACAGAGAAACAAUUAUAUCCAUAGUUUAGUUUAUUAGGAUCCCCAUUAGCUGUUGCACAUGCAGCAGCUACUCUUCCAUGGGUUACACACUAUUACAUAUUUAGAUACUUAUACAGUGCAGUUAAAUUAGAUCCAUAGAAAGUUAGCCAAACUCUUUAUACAGCAUACUGUAUGAUGAUCAUGUUUUAUUUGGCCUGGUUGUGUAAGAUACAUACAGUAGGAAACACAACCUCUAGUUGGCUUUAACCAUUGUCACUUUUGGACAACCAGUCUAAUAUUCUGUGGUUUUAGACUCUUAUUGCUCAUAUACAUACAAAUUUAACCAAAAUCUGUUCAUGUAUUUGUUCCAAUGAUACAGUGGGGAGAACAAGUAUUUAAUACACUGCUGAUUUUGCAGGUUUUCUUACUUACAAAGCAUGUAGAGGUCUGUAAUUUUUAUCAUAGGUACACUUCAACUGUG